AUGUGGAAGAUGAAACAAGUAGAAAGUGUAAUUACCCGCAUCAGUCCGAAAUCCAUAGCAGAUGCAUACAAUAACUGUCCAGAGCCUUCCGUGUCUCUUGAUGACACUCGAGCACCAACACAUUCAGCGCGAGGGAGUGGGGUUUCAGUUGUGGUGCGCAGUUACAAAAGGCCGGCCCUGGGUUGGAGUAGCGCAGACAAUAUCAUCAACCUUACAUUAGGCAAUGCUAAGAAGAAUGGUCUGUUGCAAAAGGAACCUACAAGUCAAAAGGGCACAGAGAAGCAAAGAAAUACUCAGAUCCUAUCGACAGUCAUCAAGGCCAGGAGCUCAGUAACCGGGUCUCGGCACUUGGGUCUUGAUAUUUGGACCUCGGUAGUUAAAUGCCAGGAGUCGGGAAUUGAACUCGGUACUCAGCACUCAGACCUCAGAACUCGAUAUUCGGAGCUCGGUAAUCGGGUCUCGGCACUUGGGUAUCGAUACUCGGACCUCGGUAGUUAUGUUCCGGGAGUCAGGAGUCGGUAA
This is a messenger RNA of Suillus bovinus, 522 nucleotides long. RefSeq lists its product as uncharacterized. Lineage: Eukaryota; Fungi; Basidiomycota; Agaricomycetes; Boletales; Suillaceae. The record is from RefSeq and is a predicted model, not a curated record. Bases 1 to 522 code for a protein of 173 amino acids. The transcript has 4 exons.